Molecule: messenger RNA, 2122 nt
Organism: Danaus plexippus (monarch butterfly)
Lineage: Eukaryota; Metazoa; Arthropoda; Insecta; Lepidoptera; Nymphalidae
Product: chromatin target of PRMT1 protein
Exons: 5
Coding region: 205-906 (233 amino acids)
Source: RefSeq, a predicted model, not a curated record
UGAGUUUUGACAAUAAUAGCUUGCCGCUUGAUCGCGGCGUUAUUAAAAUAUCGUAGUUUAAGCAAAUUCUGCUAAAAAUAUACAAGCAUCAAAUUCGAUUGUAGUUUUCAAGUGACUGAAUAGUAUUUAUUUAACAAAUUUUUGGAUAAGUAUCUGGUUGCUUCCUUUUCUUUGAAACAAAUUCGAUAUAAGUUUCUGGACAAGAUGAUUGAAAAAUUGCACGGUUUGCAAGCUACGAAUAUUUCUCUAAAUGACCGAUUCACGUUACUGGCUACCACGGCACCCAUCACCCGCAUCGCGAGACCGCGGAGGCGGUCCUCGGGAAUGUAUUCCCUGAAUCAAAACGCUAAUCGCCUUCUGAUUGAACAAAUCGCACAACGUUUAGGACAACAGUCAAAGCGGUAUGCUGUACAACAAAGACUAGGUUUGACUGGACUGCGUCGGUUUGGAAGUGAGAGUAAUCUAGCUCGUCUGCCGAGAUCCAAUAGCAUUAGCAAUUUGAACCAAAACACCAAGAAUAGAUUGUCUUGGAGACAGUCGAAUGGCAAUAUAAGUCGGUCAUCAUUCCGAAGCGCCUCCCCGAGUCCGUGGCGAGGCCGCGGUUUCCGUCGUCGUGGCGGAGGGAUGGGACUCACGAGGGGAAGAUUUAGAGGCCGCGGCGGUCGCCAGCAGCUAGUCGGUCGAUUGCGCAACCAGCAGGGCAACCAGCAGGGCAGCCAAAGAGGGCGGGGCCGUGGCAGGGGGAGGGGCAGAGGAAGAGGCAGACCAGCCAAUGGUGCCCAAAACAAAAAACAGGUUCCGACAAAGGAGGAAUUGGAUCUUCAACUGGAUCAGUACAUGGCCAGCACUAAAACGGCUCUGGACAAAGAGUUGGACGAAUAUAUGAAGACAGCCAUGGAGGAAUGAUGUUGUUAGAAUGGCAUAACGGACAAAAUGUGAAGUGCCCGGUUAUAUAGUAUGGAUACAUUGACAGUUUGGAAUAAGUUGAUUCAUUAUGUGCUGUCACAUUUUUGUUUCUCCAAGGAGUGCAGUGGAUUUCAGUAGAAUAUAAUAAUUUGUGACCUCUGAGUUAAUUAACUGUAUCUUUUUUUCUAGAUACAUGUACACAGAGUGAGUUUUGUUCAGUGUUGCCCGCGACGUGAAUAUCGCUGUUGAGUUUAAAUAGUCUGCCUGUUUCCUGUUCCUAUUAUUCUUAUGAGGUUACUCGGUAACCAGUGAACACUUACUCUAUCGUUUAUAAUUUACAAAUGUUGUGUACUCAUUUAAACUGACAUACAAUUGGGGUUUUUGUAAUUAUAAUCAAUAUAUAUAUAUAUAAACAUAUAUAUAUAUAUAAAUAUAAAUAUAUAUGUAUAUCUAUAUAUAAGCACAUGUAAUUAAAUCAUUUCAUAUUAACAUUAAUGCUCUAUAACAAAUGAGUCAGCCAGUUUCUACCCAAAAAGACCGAUUCCGAAUCUGGCUUCACUCGUAUAAUCAAAAUCAAAGAGUUAUUCGAGCUGAAAUCUACUGCCGUCAAGACAAUUGUAAAUACAUAGAUGUUAGUGAUUGAAGAGGUCCGUGUUUUAAAUUAAUAUUUUUGUUAUUUUUUGUUUGCUGGUGCGUUCUGUUCAGUCCAGAUGAACAGUCUAGAAUGCCCUUCACACAUUCUCAUUUGAUUUUUGUUUAUUGUAUGUUAAUUAAAAUUUACUUUCACUCGUUGAUUGAAAUCUUCUUAUAUGACUUUGUUUUCUUCCAGUAACAAUUAAUCUGUAAAAGUCACUUCAGUUCCAUCGAGGAAUACAUAUAUAAGGCACGGUUUUGACCAUUUAAGUAAAAUCUCACAGAAAAUAAACAAGAAAGAUAAACACAAGUGAAUUAUGUAUUCUUAAUGUGUUCAUAUAGGAUUUUUAUUUCAAAUUUGUUAAUAGAAAACAUGUUUCUGUUUAUUAAAUUUAUCUCGUUUCGUUGUCGUCACAGUUCCAUCGGUUUUUGUAUGUUAACAUACAUUACCUUUCAUCAAAUAAAUCCAUCCCCACAUUCACAAGUGCCUCGGUAAUAGUUGUGAUAGGUGUAGAUUUUUUUUCGAUGUGUAAAUAACUCGAUUAAAGAUUGUUGUUUGCUAUUAAAAUAUCUCUUUUUGUAA